AGGCAACGAAGGAAUAGCUCGAUCUUGUUUCUUCUUUUGCACAUAUCUUUCCCUCAACCAAACCAUGAACGCAAACCUUGUUGUCCAUCGGGACGACGAUGAAUGGGAAACUACAUCAACCACAGAGUCAAUGAAUGAGCUCGUUGACUGUGCGACAAUCCAUAGUCCACUCUAUCAGAGCGGUGCGGGGUAUCUAGACGACGACGACGACGACGACGUCAGCCUAGAACCACUGGAGCUCGACCAUAAGGGUAUCCAAAGCGAAUCUCUCAAGAUUAUCUAUACUUCUCCUGAGCUAUCUGGGCCCGCAGAGGUAUCUCCAAUGCCUGUUAAGGAUCAUGAUAUUGCCUCGGAAGUUAUUCUCACAGAAUUCAAGAAGCAUAUGAACACAACGUUGCUAUCGGCUUCAAGAUCUGCGCCGGCAAUCCAGCCGAGAUCUAGGCCGAACUGUCUGUUCUUGAAUCACUUAGGAUCCAGAAGGCCAUCCCCAAAUGGUCCUUCCAGUGCCAGAGAGGCAGUGGCGGCUGUAGAUGCCAUCAUGGAGAAAGAAGACAAAGGCUGCAGCGAUGCACAAGAUACCUUCCACGGAACUAACCCAUUUCCUACCCUUCCUCAACUCCCUCGCCCGAAAGAAACCAAGUCCUCUGAUGUCGCCUCCUCUAGUGUAGACCAACCCAAUGAACCAUAUGAUGAUCUCUUCGACGUACCGUGUGUUGCGCCCUUUGCCAGAACACCCAGUCUCAAGGAUUCCAUUGCAAGCCCCCCAAGAUCUCCCCAACACUCCGCGCCCAACGAUAUCCCCACCGAAUCGCCCCAUGAUUUCCCUCGAGAAAAUUUCACUGGAAUGCCUGCAGAUGCUGUUGUUGACGCCCCAACAGACAACGCUGUGGUCAUGGCCCCAGGUAUUCCUAUCGGUAUCACUCCAGACUCGCCUGCUUGCUACCCAUCCGAGUCACCCAGUCGCCGAGUUCAGGUUAUUGACGUUGGUUUUCCCACUGAUAUGAUUGGCAUACCCUCCAUGGACGAUGGACUAGAAGACUUUGGUAUUGGUAUGGUCUCGCCCGAACCAUCAAAGCCACCUCCCAUUAGCGUUCGACCCACCACCAAGAAGGAAGUACCUGCACGGAAAGCAAGAGUCCACCCCCGGGCCCAAUCGCUCCCCAACACUCUGGAAGCUCAGUAUUGGAGGCAGUCAGCUUCCAGAAGAUACUACGGUCGAGGACCACCACCCCCUGUGCCCCUCUACGAUCCAAACAAGCCGCUAACCCAACAGCGCUAUUCUUACUCUGUUGCGACUGCAACUCGAGGACCUGGUUGGUCUCUACAAUCAAGUCGGAAUCGCCCCUACAGGCGAGGUCCCGGGCUUUCUCCAAUGCCUUAUGCGCUCCCGCCCUUUCCUUCACCUCCUCCGCCGCCGACUGCAGGUGGUGCCAGGAGGUAUUCUGUCCCUUCCACCUAUCGUCCUGCCACCACAAUGAAGUACCAACUUCCGUGGCAGAGGUGAGACGAUGCCAGCCCGCCUGUCUGUUGUACCACUACUACGAAAAUACCGCGCCCCCAAGAAACAACUACCGGUACAGCAGAGUUGCUUAAGAAACAAUUCUUCAUGCUCUUCUCCCUCCAUUGUUCAUUUCGUUCCCUUAGCGUCGUUGCUAACAAGCCAUCCAAUUUUACAUCUGAGCAACUGCAUAAUACUACCCCACGAACGAACCAGGCAAAAUGAUAAAAUAAUACAGUCUAAUCACAUCUAGAAAAGCGCCCAGAGCC
Seminavis robusta is the source of this 1767-nucleotide messenger RNA. Lineage: Eukaryota; Bacillariophyta; Bacillariophyceae; Naviculales; Naviculaceae. The record is from the annotation of a GenBank genome assembly.